UUUUUAAAAUUGUUUCAAACACCUGCAUGUCUACAUACAUAUUACAUACCUAUGAGCAUAUGGUACUGUCAUAGUUAGACCUUCUUUAUAAUUUUUUUUUUUUUUAUGAUCUGUAUCUCGCAUCCAAUAGUCCACAUACUAUGGAUACCAAAACUAAUAACGAUAAAGUAAUUAAAGAAGUAAGAAUGAUAUGAAUGUGUGGUUUUUGUCUUUAAUACAUAAAUAUUUUCACCUAAUUAUUAUAAUUAUAACCUAAACUAAUUAUUACAAUGUACUAUUAUAUCUUAUUUAGAUACCCGUUUAUUUAAGUGAUGAUUUAAGACAUUUGCUUUUGUUACACUAUCCCACGAGAUUGGCAAAACACGAUAAAUUAUUGUCGUCAACUGUAACUCAGGUAUACUCACACCUCAUCUGUUCUGUACUUAGAUAUGUUGUAUUCUAUUUUUAAUUAUUUUCAUUUUUAGUGCAAUUACAAAACAGAUUGUGAAGAGUUAGAAUUGGCAUACGCACUGGACACAAAUUUAAAUUACGAUGAAAUGCACGGAAAAGAAUUGGCUGUUGAACCAGACAAAAGUUCUAAAGAUAAAAGUAGUUAUCCCAGGUUAAGAUAUAAUUAUGUAAUAAUUAUUAAUUACUGUAUCAUAUUAACAAUACAAUGAAUGUAUUUAACCUUGUUUUCUUUAUACAUUUGCUUUGUAUAUGAUACUUUUUGAAUGUCUAUACCAUAGAGAAUAGAACUAGAGUAAGAAGUAGACACUCCCACUGUUUAAGUAGGAAAAAGAAAUGCACUAUUAUGAUUCACAUGAUUUAAACUUCAACUUGUUAAUAUAGGUAUUAAUAAAUAUAGUUAAUAAAAAAAAAGCUGGUAUUUACUACCUACCUAUUAUAAUGCAUUGCUAUAAGUUGUAACAAAUAUAGUACUACUUUAAAAAUUAAAAGUAUCUACUUAUAAGUACAAAAGUUUACUAAAAAUAUUUAAUACUCCUAAAAUCAUCUACAUGUUACAUCAUUAAAAAAGAUAAUUUGUUAUAAUUGAUUUAAAUGAUUUGAUACCUAAUAUAGUUUAUAGUUUAAACUUGAUUGAAAAUCGUAUUAAUUUUACUUUAGUUUUUGUAAUGGGAUUACAUUUCCUUAGUUCUAAUUGCCAUGGUGUAUACCUACUAUUCUACUUAAUGAUUAUAAUUUAAUUUAAGUGACUUAUUUUAAACUAUUAUUAUAUUUUUUAUUUAUUAAUAUGAGUACAUAUUUUUUGUAAUGUUAUUAAUUAUUAUAUUAGGUAUACCAUUUCAAUAUUUGUCCGUAUAUUUUAAUGAUGUAAGUCACAGGUUUAUAAUAUAAUAAGCUCCCUUCUUUUUUUAACAUUGCUGUAAAAUGUUUAAAAUCCAAUGUAUUUUAAGUUGUAGUUACAAACUAUAAUGAAAUUACAUGAUUAUUAUUAGUUUUACAUCUAUAGUGGUAUGGUUGACCAGAUGUGUUUUCAAUCACACAAGAUAACAACAAAUACAAUUGACAUGAUAAUGUAUGCAUCUGGCCAAAGUCUUCACUUAUGUCCAUUGAAAAAUUCAUUUAACAUGCUACCUAAAUUGAAUCACAUUGAUAAAGUUGAUCCAAAAAACAAUAAUAAGAAAAAUUCCCAAAACGACAAUGGUAAAAGAACUUAUUAAUCUUCUUUUUUCAACAGUAUAAUAGUUUGUAACAAUGAACUGUUACUUUUUAGAGGUAUCUGAAGAAGAAGAAGAAGAAGAAGAAGAAAGCGAGCAGAUAAUAGCCAAAUUCAAAGAUAGACCAGGUAAAAAAAGCGAAAAGAAAAAAAUGCAAGAAAUGGUUAAACAAAGAGCAAUGGAACCUUGUGUUCAUUUAAACUUUAUACCAAAUGGUCAAUAUUUUUCUAGGGUAAAUAACAUUGACCAUUUAUAUCUUAUAUUAUGUUACAUACACUCAUUAAGUUUAUAUUAAUAAUUUCAAAAAAAUAUUUUACUUUAUUUUCAGAUGGAAUUGGAUAAGUUUACAUUACCAAAAAUAAAGAAUACAACCAAUAAUAUUAAUACUCAAGAACCCAUAUUGGAAAUAAAAAUCAUCAAUGAAAAUAUCGAUUCAAUUAGAGCUCGUCAGUUAUCUCACCAUGAUAUCAAAUUAUAUUCUUUAGAAAAUAAAAUAAAAAUACUUCUAUUAAAUAGUAAGUUAUAUCAGCUUUUUUUAGCAAUUACAUUUCAUUGAAAUUAUUCACAUAUUAAAAAUUCACUUUAUAUUAACAUACUUUAUUUCUAUUUUGGUAUCUAUAUACUAAAUGAUCUAUUUAAUUGGUCCACUUAUUAUCUCGAAAAGUAUUAACUUUUUUCAGAAUUUGUUUUCUAGAAAAUUUAAGAAACAAGUUGCUCUAUAAUUUUAUAUUUAUAUAUUUUUUUAUCACCCUUAUUUUUAGGAGUAAAACCACUGCCUACUUUUCAAAUGGCACCUAUUUUUAAAAGUCCAUAAAUAAAUGAAGUAUUAGUUAAAAUAAAUUUUAGUGUUGAAACUUUUGAUUUCUGUCGAUCCGUUGAUGAGAUAUUCCAUUUUUAUGUUUAGGUUGGAGGAGAGUAGUGGUGCAUUAUUAACAAGCUGCCACGCUGUACCGCCACACAAAUGAAACUCCACUACUCUUCUCCAACCCAAACUUAAAAGUGGAAAAUCUCAUCAACGGAUUGACAGAAAUAAAAAAUGCCAGCAAUAAAAUUUAUUUUAACUAAUACUCAAUUUAUUUAUGGAAUUUGUAAUAUAGGUUGCUAUUUGAAAAUCAAAAGUAGGUAGUGGUUUUUCACCUAAAAAUAAGAGCGAUAAAAAAUAACGUAAAUACUAAAUUAUAGAGCUGCUUGUUUCUUAAAUGUUAUAGAAAAUGAAUACCGAAAAAAGUUAAUACUUUCUGAGAUAAUGAGUGUACCCACUUAAAUGGAUCAUCUGGUAAUAUGAAAUUGAAUGAUAAAUUGUUUACCAACUGUAAAAAAUACAUUUAGUAGGUGUUUGAUAUACUCUAAAUUAUGAUAAUUCUCUCGUGCAAUUAAUAAUUGAUGUACUAAAUUAUAAAAUACUGUGAACGAGUAAACAACUUUAAGUGACACCAUUGGUUAAAAGCUGUUAUAAUGUAUUAAUUAUGUUAUUAUAUAUUAUUCAAAUUUGUUUUAGCAAAAAUGGUUUCUACAAAAACGUUAUUAGAUCUUUUACACAGUUGUGGUGUACCAACUGAUGAAAGUGUUGAUACAAUUUUGACCCAUUUACAAAAAAUUGCUUUUUUGAUUUGUGGUAAUUGGACAAUCAAGAGUGAAGAACUGUAUCCAGAUAACACUAUAUCCUCUCAUUUUGGUCUGUCUUCUGAAAUCAUGCGCCUCCUAAGAGAUUAUAUUGUAAGAUGUUUUCUGUAGUAGUUGUGUUAAAUAAUAUUAAAUUAUAAUUGUAUUAGUUAAUAAAAAUUAUAGGUAUUAGAUUACAAAUGUAUUUAAUAACGGAGUUCUUCGGGAAUGCCCAUGCCCCAGUGCAUUUAAAUAUACACACAUGACUUGCCUUACCAUAAAAUUUUGUUGCCAACCGUAAAGUAUAACCUACCUCAAGUUUACUUGGGCAUGACAUUAGAUUGCAUGCUAACGUAUAAACAGUACCUGAAGAAAGUAAUAGCCAAAAUAAAGACCAGAACAUCCUUGGUAUCCAAACUAGCUGAAAUUACUUGGGGGGAGGGUCUUAACUCAGGUCCUGACCUCUUUGACUAUGGCCCUCAUAUAUUCUAUAGCAAGGUACUGGUUCACCGGUAUGGAAAGGGAAUACACAUUGCAAGUUAGUAGAUUUUAAACUAAGUAAAGUUUAAGAUCCACACAAACAAAUUGGUUGCUGGUAUUGUACAAUAUCCAGUCACUCCACCUAUGUAGACAAAACGCCAUGUUAAAGAUAGUAGAAAUACUCAAAUCACACCUAUUUUUAAAAGACUGGCUUCUAUAAACUGAUUAAGACUUUUCCAGCAAGAUGUGUGGAAAGUCAAAUAGGAAAAUAACCUCUCAAAAAGUGGGGAACAAAGUUAUCCUGUGGCUGAAUAACCUGAACAUUGAUAUAUGACGGCUAAGAAAAAUAACCGCCACAACGUUAUCAUUUUAAUUUAAUUUCUAUUUUAUAAGAUACGUUAUCUAUAUUGUAUUUGCAUUUGAUGUAUAGUUAUAUUAAAUUGUUUUUAAAAACAGAACAAUUUGUUACCUAUAAAAUAAUACAAAUUUUAGCAUACUUAGAACACUGAAAUAUAUUAUUUAAGUAUUACACGGAUUGCAUUAUUUUGUUUUUAAUCCUUUAGAUUCAUUUGUUGGAUUCAGGCAAAAAUAUCAAUCGUAAAGAUAUUGGAAAACUUUUCAAUUCGCCUCCAGAUGAAGUUAUAGAUGUUUUAAAUUCUGUAGCUAAACUGGAUGAAGAUAAAACUUGGAGAUUCGCUUUUACUGAAAAUGAUAUUUUAGAAAUAAAGUAUGUCCAACUAAAUAUUUGUAUUGUAUAUUAUUAAUAAACUAUGUUAUGUAAUUAUUAAUUUAGUAUAAUGUACUAAAUCAAUUUUUUUUUCUAUUUAUUUCAGUGGGGAUAAAUUUGAUGCCAUUUGUGAAGAACAAAAAGAAUGGUGGGAUAUGAGAAUAAAAGAAAUUGAGUCAUGGCUUGAGCAGAAACCAAAAAUCAAUUGAAUUUAAUA
Messenger RNA from Cinara cedri, 4687 nucleotides. The record is from the annotation of a GenBank genome assembly. NCBI's taxonomy places the organism in Eukaryota, Metazoa, Arthropoda, Insecta, Hemiptera, Aphididae.